This is a messenger RNA of Sinocyclocheilus rhinocerous, 2923 nucleotides long. RefSeq names its product SKI/DACH domain-containing protein 1-like. Lineage: Eukaryota; Metazoa; Chordata; Actinopteri; Cypriniformes; Cyprinidae. The record is from RefSeq and is a predicted model, not a curated record. The transcript has a single exon. Bases 123 to 2525 code for a protein of 800 amino acids.
AUCAAGCAGUGUGGACAUGUCAAAGCCCACGCUGGACCGGUCAGCAGAAUGCCUUGAAAUAAAGAAGCAGCAGUAAAGCUACUUUAAGGACACCCGUCGCUCUAAAUGUUGGAAUUAAUGCAAUGAAGAAAAUGGGGGACUUGGAAUCCGGUUUUGAGGAAAUGCAAGGUGUAAAGCUUGGCUAUUUGGUUAUCAAAGGCAAACAAAUGUUUGCCCUUUCUCAAGUCUUCACCGACCUCUUGAAAAAUAUUCCGCGGACUACUGUACACAAACGUAUGGACCAUUUAAACGUGAAGAAGCAUCACUGUGAUUUGGAGGAAUUGCGAAAGCUCAAAGCAAUACAUUCUAUAGCUUUCCAUGCAGCUAAAUGCACUCUGAUUUCAAGAGAGGACGUUGAGGCACUGUAUUUUUCAUGUAAAACUGAGCGGGUAUUGAAAUCAAACAAAAGAAGGGAAAAGAGAAAAAAAUCCUCAGAAAAAAUGUGCGAUGGCAAAAACCGCACCUCUGCCAGAAGUGACUUUUGGAGAGAGAAAGUUUGGUUGAGUUUGCAUGGCGUUCCUCAGACGUUCUCAUUCAAAAGUAAAGCUGCUCGACAGGACCCUGUCCCUCGCACUCACUCAGAUCUACCUCAAAUUUACAGUAAAUCCUUCGGCCGUGACUUCCAACCGGUCACGAAGUCGGCAUCUACACCCUUUAAAAACUAUGAAACAGAUCAAAUACCUGACAACUGUGUGGCUUUUAAUCAGAAACAUACGCUUUUUCGGCACGUUGUGAAUCGGCAACCGCUGCUCUAUCAGUCCGCCAUUGCAGCGCAGGCAAAGCACCAAGGCAACGCAGACCUACUUUACAAAAGGAAGAGGAAGCGCGAGAGCAGCGCCAGGCAGUUUUGGUCGAGGAGCAGACGAAGCCAUCCGGUUUUGGUCGUCCCAAAGUGCUGUAAACCAAAAGUUCCCAACGGAUCUUUGAGCCAGUUUCACCACCUCGAGCAUGGAUUGUACGUCGAUCCUCUGCACACUGGACAUUUUCAGGAAAGCUGCAGCAGCGACACGGAAUCUAGCUCCAUCUCAGAACGGGUGAACAACGAUUCGGAUUUCGGGUCGAGUUUCUCUACCACCAGCAACUCCGGGACUUCGGAGGAGGAGGACGACUCUCUGUCGGAUUCUUCAGAUGUCAGCAGCGAUGAAGAGAGCUCCUCUCAGUCUGAUUCGAGCUCUGUGUCCAGUCAAGUUUCAGUGCAGAGUAUUCGUUUCAGGCGUGCGAGGUUCUCAAGUCUCAACACAAAAGCACCUCUGCUCUUACAGCCAACUUUUCACUACAGGCCUAAUGUGCAGAACAUCCCCACUAACCACGGAGUAACGGCUACUUUGGAUUGUGAACGAACUGGCAAAACUCAGAAAUCGGACUUCACAUCGUCCAGGGACGCACACGAGGAUGGUGAUGCCGCAACAUUGCAGAAGUUCUGCCUGGUGCGGACAUGUUUCCCAGAUUUAAGACAAAACGAGGGCUCUGAAGCACCAUCACGCCUUGAAUUUUCAAAUGAUCCAAAGACAACAGACUGUGUCGCUAACAGAAUUAAAGAGACUGGGCUUACACCUAAUGCAAAUGGAAACAAUGCGUUUCCCCAACAAAGAAUACCGGGUUCUGCAAACAAAUGCUCCCAAGCCUUGAUCUCCCACUGUGUUCCGGACAAAGAAAUAACGGUUUGUAAGUCUUCUGACAGCAAUCUUUCAUUAGCAGCAAAUUCCAAGUGGGAAGCAAAAACUUCCCUCAAACUGCCUUCACUUCUAAAACCGAUCAAAACAGAGACCGAGGAGCCCAUUAGUACCUCAGGCUUUAACAAUGAGGGCAACAGGGCAGUAAAAACGUCACCAUUUUUACUCAGCAACGUGAAGAUUAAAGUCGAGGACACCUUUGACGAAUAUGAAUAUGCAAAUCAGCCUCCGGAAUAUCAAUGUAAGGAUAAUGACGCUGAUGAUCAGCGCAUCAGUAAUAAUUUAAAGGAAACUGACCACUAUAAAGCCACAGAGAGCGCCGUUCAAAAAAACCCUGUCUGUAACGAGGAAUCAAGAAGCACUUUAAACACUCCUUGUUCCGAGGAAGGGGAAUCCAAGAAUGGUGCAAGGGUCAGAAAAAACUACAGGCCGAUGCUUUUGGGUAAAAAAGCCGAAAGUGUGAGGACAUUCGCGAAAUCAGUUGCAAAAGUUGACCGGAGCCCCCGUGCUGCAGGAAAAUUCGCUAGCAGCGAGGGAUCAAAUGAAGACUGUGCGGGCGCGAGCAAACGCAAACGAGCGAGCCCCAGUGUAGCAUCUCUGAAAAAUCCCUUCAGACUCAUGGCGAAUUUUCCCUCUCCGCCGUCUCUUGUUAUUGGCAGCGAUGGAGAUUUGAGUACCGCUUACUCUUUGGACUCUUUAAGAAGUAACCAACUGCCUCAUCGUUCUCACCCAGUGUGGAGAUGGCAGCUCGGUCAUUCAGUUGUUCCUCCCACUCCAAGCCACAAAUUCAGGAAAGCCUCUGUUAUUCCGUGAACUGUUGUUUUGAGCUCGGGGGAAAUGUCUUAAAACCGUGACAAGCACUGAUUGCCAUUAGUUGUUUUGUUUUCAUUGUUGUUUUCAAUGUAAACGUUUUUGGCCUGUUGUUAUGUUGCACACACCGUCCGUCCUCAUAGCACAGGCGACAGGCUGGUCUAUCCAUCGAGGUUUGGGACUCGGGAAUAUAUGGAGGUAUUUAUAAUAAGCUGGUCUAGCAAAAAAAACAAACAAAAAAAAACAGUUGUUUUUAAAAUGACAAUACUGACAUCGUGGAGCUGUUUUUGACCUGAUGGACUAGACUCUCACGGAGCAAAUGUUGGCUCAUUUUGCAGGCACAUUUCAGUGUGAACUGAAAUUCUGAUUUUGUUUUUAAAACCUCUUACUUUGUCAGUAUA